Messenger RNA from Pseudoliparis swirei, 5385 nucleotides. It is a transcript of the gene adamts9, whose product is annotated as ADAM metallopeptidase with thrombospondin type 1 motif, 9. Gene Ontology annotation, cellular component: extracellular matrix. The coding region runs from base 324 to 4712 and encodes 1462 amino acids. The record is from RefSeq and is a predicted model, not a curated record. Gene Ontology annotation, molecular function: metalloendopeptidase activity. Gene Ontology annotation, biological process: proteolysis; extracellular matrix organization. Lineage: Eukaryota; Metazoa; Chordata; Actinopteri; Perciformes; Liparidae. The transcript is spliced from 28 exons.
UUGCGGUUGGGAGCAGCCCACCUCUCUCUCUCUCCCUCUCGCUCUCCCUCUCCCUCUCCCUCUCUCUCUCUGCAGUAUGCAUGUUCACCAGGGAACGUGCGACGCGCUCACGUCCCGGCAGCAGCAGCAGCGCACUUCACUUCACCGGCCGGAGAACAUCUGCUAAAGAGUCGCGGAUAAAAUUUUUUAAAACAACUACUUGUAUUGGAUGUGGCAGGCGGACCGGAGGCGGAAGAGCCCCGGAGUGUACCGGAGGAAUAUACGGUGUUACGGCAGGAGAGUAGCCGGGCUGCCGCGCGCUCCUCCUCUGAACGUGGACAAUCAUGCAUGCGCUCUUCUGGGGCUUGGGGUUCCUUCUGUUCCCGGACUUCUUGAGCGUGGUCGCGUCUGCGGGGAGGUUGCUUCUGAAUUCUUCAAGCACAGUCAAACAGGAGAUCGGCGCGUACGAGAUCGUGACGCCGGUACGCGUGAGUGAAUCCGGGGACGAGUUUCCAACCGGCGUGCACUUUAAGAGGAAGAGAAGAAGUUUGGCGGAGGGCAGCGGCACCGGGAACGGGACGGAUAACUGGGCCUCGCCGAACACCCACUACCGGAUCUCUGCUUUCGGACGGCACUAUCACCUCAACCUCACCAUGGACUCGGGAUUUAUCGCCCCUCUGUACACGGUGACGGUACUCGGGGUGCCCCGAGGAGACAACGGGACGUUUGUAGCAACAGAUGGGGAGGAGGAGGAGGAGGAGGAGGAGAAGAAAGAGGAGGAGGAGAAAGAGGAGGAGGAGAAAGAGGAGGAGGACACGGAGUUAAGGCACUGCUUCUAUAAAGGACUCGUAAAUGCACGAGCGGAACACGCCGCGGUCAUCAGUUUGUGCUCCGGACUGCUCGGCACCUUCAGGUCUCCGGAGGGGGAGUUCUUCGUGGAGCCCCUCCACAGCUACCGAGGAGAGCGCUACGAGGAGGAGCACACCAAGCCUCACGUCGUGUACAGGAAGCGGGUCGCCGAGCAACAGGCGGCGGCGGCGGAGGACUCUGCCUGUGACACUUCAGGACACAGACACAAGAGACACGAGCUUCACAAAGGGCCGGCGGCCGAGCCCGGCGCGGCGGCGCCCGUGGUCGGCGGCGCCGGCGUGCUCGCCGACUUGGAGUCGCUGAGCGCCGCUUUGCUCAGACCGGAGAGCGGCGGCGACUCGGGACCUCACAAGAGAUCGAAGCGCUUCCUCUCCUACCCGCGCUUCGUGGAAGUCAUGCUGGUGGCCGACAGCAAGAUGGUGGAGCACCACGGCGGCAACCUGCAGCACUACGUACUCACGCUGAUGUCCAUCGUGUCUUCCAUCUACAAGGACCCCAGCAUCGGAAAUCUGAUCAACAUCGUGAUCGUAAAGUUAGCCAUCAUAAACAACGAGCUGGACGGUCCGGUCAUCUCCUUCAAUGCACAGACCACUUUAAAGAACUUCUGCAUCUGGCAGAAGAGCCAGAACCUGCUGGACGACAGCCACCACUCCCACCACGACACGGCCAUCCUGAUCACCAGGCAGGACAUAUGCAGAGCGAGGGACAAGUGUGACACCUUAGGCCUCGCGGAGCUGGGCACGGUGUGCGACGCGUACCGCAGCUGCAGCAUCAGCGAGGACAACGGCCUCAGCACGGCGUUCACCAUCGCACACGAACUCGGCCACGUGUUCAACAUGCCUCACGACGACAGCAACAAGUGUAAGGAAGACGGCGUGAAGAUCCAGCAGCACGUGAUGGCGCCCACGCUGAACUACAACACCAACCCGUGGAUGUGGUCCAAGUGCAGCAGGAAGUACAUCACCGAGUUCCUCGACACAGGAUAUGGUGAGUGCCUAUUGGACGAGCCGGCCUCCCGGCCCUACGGCCUCUCGCAGCAGCUGCCCGGUCGCAUUUACACCGUCAACAAACAGUGCGAGCUGAUAUUUGGGCAGGGAACGCAGGUGUGCCCUUAUAUGACCCAGUGCCGCAGGUUGUGGUGCACCAGCCCGGAGGGCGCCCAGCGGGGCUGCCGGACGCAGCACAUGCCGUGGGCCGACGGCACCGACUGCUCCCCCGGGAAGCACUGCAAACACGGCCUGUGCAUCGCGAAGAAGCGCGAGGCGGCGCCCGUGGACGGCGCGUGGGGCGUCUGGAGCCCGUUCGGGCCCUGCUCCCGGACCUGCGGCGGCGGCAUCAAGAUCGCGGCGCGCGAGUGCAACCGACCCGUGCCCAGGAAUGGAGGCGCGUACUGCGUGGGCCGGAGGAUGAAGUUCCGCUCCUGUAACUCGGAGCCGUGCUCCAAGCAGAAGAAAGACUUCCGGGAGGAGCAGUGCGCCGCCUUCGACGGGCGCCACUUCAACAUCAACGGCCUGCCGCCCAACGUCCGCUGGGUGCCCAAGUACAGCGGAAUUCUGAUGAAGGACCGGUGUAAGCUGUUCUGCCGGGUGGCGGGCAGCACCGCCUACUACCAGCUCCGGGACCGCGUCAUCGACGGCACGCCGUGCGGACCCGACACCAACGACAUCUGCGUGCAGGGCCUGUGCCGGCAGGCGGGCUGCGACCACGUGUUGAACUCCAAAGCCAGGAGGGACAAGUGCGGCGUGUGCGGCGGCGACAACUCGUCCUGCAAAACGGUGGCGGGAACGUUCAACACCGUGCAGUACGGCUACAAUGAAGUGGUGCGGAUCCCCAGCGGAGCCACCAACAUCGACGUGCGUCAGCACAGCUACUCGGGGAAGCCAGAGGACGACAACUACCUGGCCACGUCAAACGGCCGGGGCGAGUUCCUGCUGAACGGGGAGUUUGUGGUGAGCAUGUUCAAGAGGGAGAUCAAGGUGGGCUCGGUGCUGGUGGAGUACAGCGGCUCGGACCACGUGGUGGAGCGCAUCAACUGCACCGCCCGCCUGGAGGAGGACAUCAUCGUGCAGGUGCUGUCCGUGGGGAACCUCUACAACCCCGACGUCAGGUACUCCUUCAACAUCCCCAUCGAAGACAAACCUCAGCAGUUCUUCUGGGACGCCUACGGGCCGUGGCAGGACUGCAGCCGGCUGUGCCAAGGAGAGCGCAAACGUAAGAUCUUCUGCAGCCGAGAGUCGGACCGGGCCGUGGUGUCGGACCAGCGCUGCCACGGCGCCGCCCGGCCCGCCGUCGUCACCGAGCCCUGCAACACCGAAUGUGAACUCAGGUGGCACGUGGCUCGUACCAGCGAGUGCACGGCUCAGUGCGGCCCGGGUUACCGCGUCCUGGACAUCUACUGCGCCAAGAUGAGCCGCAAGGACGGCAAAGGCCACAAGGUCGACGACCGCUACUGCAGACGCCGGCGCAAACCCGACGACAAGGAAGGAUGCCGCGGGGACUGUGACCCCGGCGGCUGGGAGUACUCUCCUUGGUCCGAGUGCUCCAAAAGCUGCGGGGGCGGCGCCCGCCGGCGAGGGGCGGCGUGUCGGAAGGCGGCCGAGCCCGGCGACGAGAGCAAAUGCAGCCAGAGGGACAAGAUGGCCGCCCAACCCUGCAACGAAUUCCUCUGUCCGCAAUGGAAGGCCGGCGACUGGUCUGAGUGCCUCGUGACGUGCGGGAAAGGCUACCAGCACCGGCAGACCUGGUGCCAGUUCGCCGAGGACCGCCUGGACGACCGCUUCUGCGGCUCCGCCUCCGCCAAGCCCGACGCCGUGCAGGUGUGCCAGCAGCAGGACUGCGCCUCCUGGCAGGUCGGGCCCUGGGGACAGUGCACUACCUCGUGCGGGCCGGGCUACCAGAUGCGAGCGGUGAAGUGCGUCGUCGGCUCCUACAGCGCCGUCAUGGACGACACCGAGUGCAACGCCGCCACCCGGCCCACCGACGCCCAGGACUGUGAUCUGGCCCAGUGUCCCAGCAGCCACCCUGUUCCCCCGGGAACUAAAGGCCCCUCCCACCAGGGCCACAAAACCCAGUGGCGGUUUGGCUCCUGGACCCAGUGCAGCGCCAGCUGCGGCAAAGGGACGCGCAUGCGCUACGUGAGUUGCCGUGAGAACCAGGGCGGCGUGGCGGAGGAGGCGGCGUGCGCCCACCUGCCGAAGCCGCCCGCCAGAGAGGUGUGCUCGGUGGCCGCCUGCGGACAGUGGAAAGUCCUGGAGUGGACUGCGUGCUCCGUUUCCUGCGGCCAGGGAAAGACGACGCGGCAGGUGCCGUGCGUCAACUACAGCGACCAAGAGGUGGACGCCGGCGAGUGCGACCCGGACGACCGGCCGUCCACGGAGCAGGACUGCGCCAUGUCUCAGUGCCCGUCGCGCUCCAGCGAAUCGCGACCUUUCCGGCCUUCGCCGAACGGCAGCGCCAGGAACAACCUGCCCCGCGGCCAAUCGCACCAAUGGCGGACGGGACCCUGGGGCGCGUGCUCCAGCACGUGUGCGGGAGGAUUCCAGCGGCGCGUGGUCGUGUGCCAGGACGAGAACGGCUACCCGGCCAACAGCUGUGAGGAUCGCAGCCGGCCCAAUGAGCAGCGGUCCUGUGAGUCGGGCCCGUGUCCACAGUGGAUCUAUGGCGACUGGGGGGAGUGCACCAAGCCUUGCGGCGGCGGCACGAAGACGAGGCUGGUGGUGUGUCAGCGUCUGAACGGCGAGCGCUUCAAAGACCUGAGCUGCGAGAUCCACGACAAGCCGCCGGAUCGCGAGCAGUGCAAUACUCAGCCGUGCCCGUCUAGCCCCAACUGGAGCACGGACCCAUGGAGCUCUGUACGCUCGUGAAAAAAAUAGUGGGAAAAAAAAUUACUCUACCUUUUUGUUUUUUUCAACCUCUCGUGUUUUUUUUUUUACGGAGAAACGACCUUCCUGCUUCUUUUGACUUUUUAACCUCCUCCGCUUCCCGCUCCCUCUCUGGUGCCUGCGAUCGGUCAACUUUUUUCUCAAGACAUUUUCGUGAAAUGCUCAUUUCUGUUUCUUAAAUAGCAAAAAGAUUUCGCUCGCUUGCAAAUAUGCCCAAAAAAAGAUGUCAAAAAUACUUCCGUGACAGCUGUGAACAUUGCUGCCAGUCCUGGUUACCAUAAACUGUUGUUGAGCCUUGUAUCAAUAUUUGAACAAUUCAGGAUUCACUUUGUAUCACAAUCUAAGAUAGUUUUGUAAAAUAUUGUUUUUAAAGAUAAUUUAUUAAGAUCUUUUUUUACAUUUUUUGAAAAAUCUUUUUGUAUAUAGCAUUAACUUUUUAAAGGUGAUUUAUUUUGUGUCUUAGCUCUUUGUAUUCGCACAUUUAGCCAAUCUUUGUUCAUAUGCAAAAUGCCGAUGACUGUUUUUUGUAUAUCAGGAAUAUACAGUACGAUGCCUUGUUCUUUUUAUUAUCCAAAGAAUGGCCCAUAAUAUCCAAAUAUGUGGUGCAAUGUAGUCUGUCAUGAACUGUAAAAGCACCACCUUACAUAGGACUGUA